AGCGUUUUUGGCUCCAUCACGCGGGUACAGCCCCCCUUGGCUGCGAGAUGGCAGACAUCGAAGACUUGAAGAUCGAGUGCCAGAGCAUUUCAUCUGGGUCAUCCAGUGACUCGGACUCCGGCUCCGACUCUAGCGAUUCAGAUUCCAGCUCCAGGUCUUCCGAAUCGGAGCUUCCACAGAAGAAGCGCAGAAGAGGACGACCCGAGCGACCGCGCAAGAGCUACCGUGUAGCUAAAUCUUUGGAGCGUCCACCUGGCAACUGGAGAGCACGUGCAAGGUCUGAGGACCAAGGCCGUCGCGACUACCGUGAUUUCCAUCGCGGCCACCAUGACCAUCACGACCGCCAUGACCACCGCGACCACCAUGACCGCUAUGACCGCCGCUACGACCACCGUGACCGCCGUGACGUCCGCGACUUUGACCGCGCGCGGUCUGGGUCCCCCAGCCGCAGGCGCUCGGAGGCCCGCGGCGCCUCGGACGCCCGCCAUGCGCGUGGUGCGGGCGACCGCGCUGACCGGGACUGGCGCUUGCCACUGGCCAGGCACCGGCGCUUCCGGAGCGACUCGCCUCGCUACCGAGCGCGAGCACGUCAAGUGCCUCCAAGCGACAAGCCCAGGAGGUUUGGCAUGAAAGUCUUGGAGGAGGACCGAGAGAUGGCAGCAAGGAAUCCGCCCCUUUUUAUCUCAUGUUCUCGGCGCACUGAUGUGCCUUGGGGCUUCCUGCGGCAAUAUCUCACUGGUUUCGAGGAUGGCUUCCUUUACAUAGCCUCCGGGCCCAGGAAGAAUCCGGUGGUGCGGGCUGUGUGCGUGCAGCCCUACGACAGGGAGACUGGCAAGGGUGUGCUAUGUGUCAGCUGGUGGUCCAAGAACUACAAGAAGUGGAUUGCAGCAUGGCAGAAGCCUAACAGCGUGCUGCACCGCUACCCGGUGAACCUCUUCAACUUCACGGUGAACUCUGACAAUCCCACACUUGAGCCAGGGGUGGACACCAGCUUGCCGGAGCGUUUGGGGCAGCUCACCUGGCUGGCCCAGGCCUUUGGGGCCCACGCGCUGAUCCCACGCUUCGAUCCCAUUGUCCACUACCGCAACAUCGUCGGGGGCCAAGUCAUGGACAACCUCCACGACUUCGAGGUGAUCGUCCGACAUGUGGGCAGCUUAGGCAUUGACAACAUCGUCUUCAGCUUCUGCCAGGCAUACCCCAAGUCCGUGCGCAACAUGAGGGAUGUGGGCCUGGAGUUGGUGACGUUGUCGCGUGCGGAGCAGUGCGCGGUGUUGGACAAGCUCAUGCCGAUGGCACACCGAUACGGAGUGCAGAUGCGGUGCUGUGGCGACAAGGGCCUGGUCGGGUAUCCCAUCACUCAGAGUGAAGUCGAGGGCAUCGUGAGUGCUGCUCAACGUGAGGAGCACCGAGGGAACUUCCCGGUGAUUGGCCAGUCUCGGUGUGUGGAUGCCCGCCUGGCAGAUCGCAUCGCGAAAGAGAAGGGCAUCAAUGUCUUCAUGUCUAUGGCCAAGGACCUUAGGCAGCGGAAGGAAUGCGAGUGCACUCGCUCCACUGACAUUGGGCAGUACACACUCCAAUGCCCACAUGGCUGUGUGUAUUGCUACGCAAAUCCCCUGAGACGGCGUGGCAACGUGGCCCAAACCCAGGCACCAAUUGCCUUUCCAGACCACGCAGCGCCAGCUGCCCCACCCGCCCCACCUGCCCCAGCUGCACCCAGCGGCUUCCUAGGUUUCUGCCCCCCGGCAAUGCCACCCGCCCACAUGACCUACGCACCUGACAUGACUCAAGCAGUGUGGCCGGCUGGAUUGAUGAGCUAUGCGGCAGCAGAUCCGGCAGAGGUCAUGGCCAAAUUGGGAUGCCACGUGCCAUCUAUGGGCUCAUUUGCUGCAAACGAGCCACCGAUGAGCGCGUGAGUGAGCCCAAGUUGGGAAAUCAUGCUGAAGACUGAACGGAACUCAUCUAUCUGUGGCAGGCGUGCUGCGCAGCAUGCACGCUUUGCAGUGUAGAUGCAGUGCUUCGGUCAGUGUACCGGAUGUACACCAGAUGGCUGAAUGUAUAUUCACGUUUCGCUUUUCCCUAGCAAUUUUGAGCAUACGAUGCCCAGCUCUUUGACUUCUACUAUCAUCAUGC
Molecule: messenger RNA, 2130 nt
Organism: Effrenium voratum
Lineage: Eukaryota; Dinophyceae; Suessiales; Symbiodiniaceae
Source: the annotation of a GenBank genome assembly